GUUCAGUCUACUUCAAAGAUCUGACCUACAGUUUCCCUUGUUUGUGCACUAGCAGCGCAAGAAAUAAGGUUCACGGUUGCCCGUGCGUGGCUUAGGCCACAUGUCGGGUAUUCUUUGCUGUUUUGGCGUCCAUAGGACAAAUGAAACCGCAAAGGCCUCCGGCGUCCCAGCAGACGCCAAGGUUGCUUUGCAUGGGCAAGACCCCACUGUGCCGUUAGCGAUAACAGCGUCAACCAAGGAUGAUACUGCGAAAGACUCCGCCCCUGCACGUAGCAUUACCCAAAGCAGCUUACAACGUCCGGCUUCACCGCCCCGCAACCCCAGUAAUGCCGGACCUUGCUUACUCGCCAGCGCUCAGCCAGCUGGCGAGUUGGCACAAGGUGUUCUCCAGGGUCUUCAGCUUCAGCGGCAAAUUACACGGUUGCAAGGGCAUUGGUGGACUCGGAUGGAGAAUGCGCUGGAGAUGCUCGCAAAGUCUUAUUCAGCAGCAUGCGCAAGCCUGUGGGUGCUGGACGAGUCAACGGAGUCGUUCGUGGUACUGCUGAGCAAGGGCCCUAUGCGGCAUGCCGUACAACCCGGCUGCUCCCUGCACCUGGGCUCGGAGUACGACGCCAACUGCCCCUCCAGCCUCACCUCCCUCUGGGAUACCAAGGCCGCUCAAAAGUACAGCGUCCUCAACAGCAGCAGCAGCAGCGGCGCGAACGCAAACCGCAGCAGCAACUACUCCGCCCUCCAUGGCUGCGACGUCGGCGGCAUCACUGCCGGCGUCAGCGCAGGCGGAGGCGGAGGCACGAGCAUCGGCGGAGGCGCCGGUGCCUUCCCAGCCGACUGGAAGAUGCUGUAUAACGCCUACGGCCUCACCGACUUCCUCGCCUGUCCCAUCUUCUCCUCCACGACGCUAGGUGGCGGCCCGGCGUCCAUUGCCGCCGCAGCGGCGUUGUACGGCCUUGAAAAGAUCAUAACCCUAAGUCCCACCGGAGACGCCAAUGGAACGGGGGGACCCGACCACACCGGAGGUACGGCAGGAGGAGCAGCAGCAACCGCGACGGCGGCUGCCGCCGCCGCUGCCGCCGGCGAGUCUCACGUGGUCGAGUCCCACGUGGUGGGGGCAAUCACGUUCUACUUCAGUCGCCCGGGAUCGGAACGAGAUCGGGAUCAGGAUCGCGACCGGCCGUCUAAGGAGCAGCCCCCGCCCCCGCACCCGCCCCUGCCCAGCAUCUUUAGCGGUUCCGUAGAGCAGGAACUCGUGUCGCUGGCGGUUUCGGGGCUGCUGUUCAGUAACGGGCCGGAACCUGUACGGCAAAUCUGUGAGCUGGUUGUGGCGAUUCAGUCGGCCGGCGGUAGCGGCGAGGUGGCGGCGGCGGUGGCGGCGGGUCUGACGGCGCGACUGCGGCAUGUGUACGCCGUAACGCCAACACCGCUGCUGGCACUGGUGCCUCCGAGGCAGCUCAGUGCGGUGGUGUUUCGGGACAUGACGGCGGGGGCGGCGGGGGCGGGUAGCGGCCCGGAGGGCGUGGGGGCUGGGGGCAGCAUGGAGUACGGCGGGCUGCAUGGGCAGUCCAGUUCGCAAACGCUGCCGCUGCUACAUCCAGCGCUAGCGUCGGUAGCAGGAGGCGGCGGCGGCGGAGUCGGGACGUCGUACAGUGGAAGUACGGCGCAGGCGGGGGUUGGUGUACGAGUGCAGUACCGUACGGCAGGCGUUCAGCUAGGCGGGCUUGACGGUGGCGGCGGGGCCGGGGCGGGCGCCUCGAGUAUAGAACGCUCACCGAGUCUACUGGGCACGGG
Astrephomene gubernaculifera is the source of this 1785-nucleotide messenger RNA. NCBI's taxonomy places the organism in Eukaryota, Viridiplantae, Chlorophyta, Chlorophyceae, Chlamydomonadales, Astrephomenaceae. The record is from the annotation of a GenBank genome assembly.